AUGCACCCGGGCAACCCGGAGCCGGUGGGACCCUCCUCGCUCGCCAUCCCGUCUCAGAAGAUGACUUCUGGAGGAGCGGAGCCCAUCAGGGCCGUGUCUGGAGGGGCGUCCACCCCUACUGCCCAGUCCAGGAUGGAGAACUUCAGGAAGGUCAAGACGUCGGAGGAGGAGAGCCCCUUGCCCUUUUCGGGCUUGCCCUCCGACGUGGUUGAGAUGAAGGUGAAGGAGGGCAGCAAAAUCCGGAACUUGAUGGGCUUCGCCAUGGGCAGGAUGGCGCUGGAGGGCACCAGGCAGAUUGUCUUCAGCGGCUGUGGCCGGGCGGUCACCAAAACCAUCACCUGCGUGGAGAUCAUGAAGAGGAAGCUGGGGGGUCUCCACCAGGUCACCAAGGUGCAGUAUCGGACUCUCCUGGAGGUCUGGGAGAACAAGGACCCCCAGCCAGAGGGCCAAGCGCAACACCUCACUGUCCACAAGAACGUGCCCUCCAUCUGCAUCUUGCUCUCCAAGGAUCCUCUGGAUCCCAACCAGAUGGGUUACCAGCCCCCUGACCUCCCAGGUGGCCUGUGGGCGGAUGAGGGGGCCAGCCAAGAGGACAGAUCCAGCGCCUCUCCAAGGGGGACGAAGAGAAGGCUGGCCCUGCCCCAUGCCGAGGAUCAGCUGAACAAGAAAGCUCAGGUACAGGACACCCAGGAGGAACUGGGGACCGUGGUGGGCUAUGGACACUGACGGCUUACCUUGCACAACAGUGAGAAAAUCCAAGCCAUAUGUCACAUUAUACAGGGACAACCAUGAUAUGUAGAAGUGCACAGAGAGACUGGGCGCACUCUAGAUUUGUAGAUGUUUUGUGAUCAAUAAAAGGGGCGAUGGA
Messenger RNA from Rhineura floridana, 868 nucleotides. RefSeq names its product ribonuclease P and MRP subunit p25 (gene RPP25). Gene Ontology annotation, cellular component: ribonuclease MRP complex. Gene Ontology annotation, molecular function: RNA binding. Lineage: Eukaryota; Metazoa; Chordata; Lepidosauria; Squamata; Rhineuridae. Gene Ontology annotation, biological process: tRNA 5'-leader removal. The record is from RefSeq and is a predicted model, not a curated record. The coding region runs from base 1 to 726 and encodes 241 amino acids. The transcript has a single exon.